AAACAGAGGGUUGGGGUAAAUAUAUAUUUGGCUCCAGAAGCCUAUGAAUGGUCAAUGAACACUACCAUAUGGCACAGUACUCCAAGUAGGAAUCAUGCAGGUUCUCAGACUUUUUAGCCAACUCUCUACACAUGUUGUAGAUGGAUCGAGCAGCUCUGCGUCAGGAGGGAGUGAGGUACCUACUGGAGGUAGUCAGACAGGACUCUCUCUUGCCGUCAGUUCAGUAUGCUGCUCUCUGUGGCUGGCUCGGCCUCACCUCCUCUGGACCCAGUGUUCUGAAGCUGCACUACCUGAAUGGGGUGGAGCAUCUCCCUCCCUCCCUCCGCACAUCUCUGGAGCUGGACCAACAGAAGGUCCAGCAGUGGGCGGUGGGGAGACUCAGGAGAGCUGUGUGGGAGAUUCAGCUGGCACUUCGCAGAGAGAAGACUCAGGCCAGGAAAAUGGAGGGUGAGAGAGAGAGGGAGCAGGGAGCUGGGGACGUCACUGGCUACACUGUUGGAUCGUUCUCUUCCUCGAGGUUCAUCAUAGCGGCCAUUGCCAUGUUGACUGGGGAACACGAGGCGGUGGAUCUCUCUCUUCUGCUGAAUGAGGGAGUGGUUGGUCUGGCUCAGACUGCACUGAGACUGGCAGCGUCUGUCUACAGAGAUGAAAGGCCGGAGGAUGAAGACGGAUCAGUGGUGGGUGCACCAGGAGACACCCAACAGUCACAGGUCUCAGGUCCAGAGGCCCUCUCUAGAAUGAAGGCCGGCACUCGAGUUGUGAGAGGCAAGGACUGGAAAUGGGGAGACCAGGAUGGUCCAGGUGAAGGUACAGUCAUCCGGGACCCAGGAGGGGACGGAUGGGUGAGGAUUCGCUGGGACAAUGGAGCAGUGAACUCUUACAGAAUGGGAGAGAACGAUCGCUACGACCUCACUCUCGCACCCUCUGAACUGCAGCCCAAUGCCAAGGAGAGAGAGACAAAGGACGAGCCAGAAGACGCCGACAUUAGCAUCUGUUUGUCAAAGCCACUACAGGCUCCAGACCUCCCCAGUCGACUAUUACUUGACUCUGUUGUGUGUCUAUUGCGAAGUGUGGUGGUUGGAAUGUCCAUGCACUGCCACUCUCUGAACUCCAGACACACUCGCUCAGUCUCCAGUCUGCUCCACCACCUUCUCCAGUCUGGAGCCAAGACUGGUAUAUACUGUCCUCAGUCCAUUCCAAGACAGAACUACUGUACUCACACACACACUCUCUCCUCCUCCUCCUCCUCCUCCUCCUCCUUUCCCUCUGUCUUUCUCCCUCUUCUCCUCCUCCUCCCUCCCUCCUGUCACCAGAUGAUCAGAUCCAAUCAAAGGUGACCUCCCUCCAAAAUGACUCGUGGGUCACCCUGGGUUUCCUCCGAGGGGUGGCCUCUCCUCCUCACUCCAGUGCAGUGUUCUGUACCCCUCAGUGGAUACAGCUGCUCCUGGGGCUCAUUGAGAAUGCCCUCCCCUCCGUUUCCCGGCCAAAAACAAUCUCCCUACCCUCUCGUGAAACAGGUGUUGACGCUCCGUCUCCUGAGGGCCAUCCUGCCCGCCUGGGAGGUUGGAAGAGACGAGACGCAACAGGAACAUCUUGUUGACCGUCUCUUUCGUCUUCUUGGGAGAGUCCUUGUUCUCUGUAGCUCUCCCUUCAUACAACCCUACCAGACUGAAAAGGGUCGUAAACACAAGAAGGUGAAGUUGCACGCCUCACUCACUGCCUCCUCAAGUAGCACCGUUGCCGAGGAGAUUGUCGUUCUCGUCCGCAGACUCCACCCACUGCGAGCGUGGAACUCUCUCAUCAACAGAUACAUCGGAGAACAUCUGAGGAAGAUACCUCACCUCAUUGUUGCAAUGCCAGACAACCAACCUACUCCUAAGAAAGAGAAUAAAGCUCUGCAAGCAGAUGUUGACACCUAUGGCCCGGUGCUUGCCAUCCUAACGUCUAUCGGUGGAUGGGAUACUCGCCCAAGACUGGGAGGUCUAGUGCACCACGAGGAGCUGGGGCCAGGGACGGUCGUCAAGAUUGAAACCAAGUCAAAGGUCGUGGUUUUGUUCCAUGGAAGAAAAGCCGUGAAGUCGUGCCAUAUUGGAGCCGUGAAAGCACUGCCUGUACUGGGUUUCCGUGUCGACCAGCUACCAAUGAGUGAGACAGUGAUGGGUGUGUGGACCAGCCUCGUUCGUCUCUCUGGACCGGGAGGCAGGGUGGCAGCUGCUGCCAUGGCAACUCCACCAUCCUCUGGGGCGUCAAACAUACAGUCUCUCACUUCCACCAGACCUGUCAUAAAGUUCCCUUCUGAUGGUUCAUCGUUGGACGUUCCGCUACUGAGACAGCAGCAGAUAAGACUGGGUCUCCUGAAGGCGGCCCACGUCCUCUUCAGCCAGCAGGAGAACCUGAGACAGAUCAUGUCGCGAACUGGCGACUCGGAGGACGGCGGCCAUUUCAGUCUCUUCCAGCAACUGCUCAGUGCCGCCACCAGACCGUCGCCUAUCAAGGCCAUGUUCACCAGAAAUGAACUUGAGGCUGCAGCUGUGUCUGUGUGCCAGUACCUGGCGUCUGAGGUGCACAAACCGUUGACUCCGCCCCAAACCACACCCACUCCCUCCUUGCCCAUUUCCGGCGGCAGUAAGUCGAAGCCAAAGAAAAACCACUCCUCUGGGGUGGCGCCGCCGUCUCAGCCGUCGACCAACAAAGCCACGGCUACCAGCAAAACCAGAGUGAAACCCGCCCCAGAACUGCCUCCCCCGAGUCCCCUCGUCUCUCAGAUAAUGGAGAUGGGUUUUCCCAGGCAUCAUAUUGAGAAGGCCAUCGAGGUCACCAGAGGAACAAGCAGUGCAGAGAGGCUCAUUGCAUGGCUCUUGGACCCCACCAAUCAGGAGUAUAUUCAGCAGGCGGACCAGAGCCAAUCAGGCGAGGCUUCUUCGACAGAGGCAGACUCCUCGGAGGCUGGCCGAGAAGAAGGUGGGGGUGAAGCAGGUAGGGGGAGGGACAAGAACAGGGAGAAGGGGAGGGAGGGAGGGAGGAGAGGAGGCAAGGGGAUCUCCUCCAGCGAGUCUUCUGAUGUCUCCGAUGACGACAUCGAAGUCCCUGACGAACUCCUUGUACCUGAACCAGGUCAAAAACCGUACAAGACGGCGAAGGAUUUUGGGUCGGCUGAAGACUAUGCUCGUUACGUGAGGGACAAUGUGAGGGUUGGGAUGUUGGUCAAGUGUAAAGAUGACUAUGAGGAAGUGAAGAGCGGCGACAUCGGCAGAGUCACCAAGCUGGACAACGACGGUCUGAAUGAUCUGAACAUCCAGUGCAUGUGGCAGGGCAAAGGAGUGCCCUACUGGGUCCGCUUUGCCAACGUGGAGAUCCUGGGCAACGCACACUCCCCCACCGCUCCCUCCGAACCUUUCAAACCGGGGGACAAGGUCCGAGUGAAGAGAAGUGUCCACACACCCAAGUACAAGUGGGGCUCCAUAAGCCACCAGAGUGUCGGAGUGGUGCAGACGCUGAACCGGAACGGCAUCGACGUGACGGUCAAUUUCCCCGAGCAGGCCAACUGGACGGGAGUCAUCUCUGAGAUGGAACUUGUCCCUGGGAGCCAUCCUCGACACAGUUGCAGUGGGUGUAAGAUAUCUCCAAUUGACGGCCCUCGCUACCACUGUCAGGUCUGCAGCGACUUUGAUUUCUGUCAGAGCUGUUUUGACAAGGGCCAGUCGCACAACCACGUCUUCGAGAGAAUUGACGACCAGGGCCAACCUGCUGUCUACGUCGGCUCUCCUCACUCCAGAAGAAAAGCCCUCAGACGCCACCGCAAGAAGGCGAUGAGAGGAGGCUCUGUGGUCAUGGACUGGGAUCAGAUCGUCAAACACCUCACCAUCUCGAGCAACGAGAGCCAGGCCUAUCGUCUCAUCGAUUCCUCCCACAGCACCUUCUGGCAGUCCAGCGGACCACAGGGGAAG
This is a messenger RNA of Geodia barretti, 3947 nucleotides long. Lineage: Eukaryota; Metazoa; Porifera; Demospongiae; Tetractinellida; Geodiidae. The record is from the annotation of a GenBank genome assembly.